This is a messenger RNA of Neoarthrinium moseri, 2679 nucleotides long. RefSeq lists its product as uncharacterized. Bases 1 to 2679 code for a protein of 892 amino acids. Gene Ontology annotation, molecular function: zinc ion binding; DNA binding; DNA-binding transcription factor activity, RNA polymerase II-specific. The record is from RefSeq and is a predicted model, not a curated record. Gene Ontology annotation, cellular component: nucleus. The transcript is spliced from 5 exons. Gene Ontology annotation, biological process: regulation of DNA-templated transcription; DNA-templated transcription. Lineage: Eukaryota; Fungi; Ascomycota; Sordariomycetes; Amphisphaeriales; Apiosporaceae.
AUGCAGUUGUGGGUAAAGCACCCGGCCAUUGAGCCGUUGGGCUCGACCUUGGAAGCAUCCGUCAAGGCCGAAGUGGGUGGCGGCAGGGCGGGAGCUCGACAGCCCCUUUGGGCAAUUGUAACCUCCGAACGGCGCUUCUUAUCUCCAGGCUUAGUCACCCUGGAUAGCGAGAAUACGGCAGGUCUCCAUCAGUUGCAAAUGGUCCGACAUGACCCGACGCAGACCUGGGCGGUUUGUUUCGUGAUCGCCUGUCUGGUGGUUCGAGUGGAAGCUGGGGUAGACCAGGGUGCCGGAAUUAAGGCAACUGUGGCCGGCAAAUGCCGUUUGCCGGUCCCCCAAUCACCAGUCAGCCUCGCUUCGGUAGGCGUGCCACGCCUUGCGUCGCGUUUCCAAGCGGCCCGGGUCGGCAGUUCUGACCAGCCUCCGCUGCCAUUGCCCAGCACUGACGUUAUCGCCGAUCGGCGGCCGAGGCGAGCGAUGGACGGCCAGCAGUAUCACCAGAGCGUGUUCCGCGCCCAACCAAACGAUGGGACGCAGCGCAAGAUCCAGAAGCGCAACCGGCCCCCUGUUUCCUGUCUGCUUUGCAGAACAAGAAAAGUCAAAUGCGACCGGCAGCAACCGUGUGAGAGGUGCGUCAAGAGCGGCGAGGCUGCUUUUUGCGAAUAUGCUCCACGUGCCAGUCGCAAGCCCCGGCCUGAGGGCAUGCGUGUGCAUCCCGAGGCCCGGCCCCGGCAUGAUGCGCUCUCGCGUCCCGUGCUCCAGGUCAGGCUCCAGAAGCUGGAGGACAUGGUGAACGGGCUGGUGUACAAUGUGCAGAAGGAGAGGCCGCCCCUAGACACCCCCUCCAGCUCAGAUCAGCGGACAGAUGCAGAGAGUCGCUCUGAUCUUGGUACACCGCCCAGUAGUAUCGGUGGGACCACACCGGCAAUCCUCACCUCCCAUACGGAAUCCAGCUACGUCGGUGGAACGCAUUGGGAGUCUAUCCUGGAGAGCAUCCAUGACAUCCGUGGUAUCCUGGAGACAGAAGCAGAAGACAUACCCAGUCCUUCGCCGCCGCCCCAUGUUUCUGCUCCGCAGGAGGUUGAUCUCAUCUUCGGCUACCAACAACCGAUCACGAUAGAGCAAGCCAUUGCCCGUCUCCCGCCAAAGAACAGGACAGAUCAGCUGGUCUUGCUCUACUUCAGACACAGGUUUACGGCCGCGCCAUAUAUACAUACUUCAAAGUUCCAAAGAGAGUACGACAGUUUUUGGCGAGAUCCCUCGUCUGUCAGCUUGCUGUGGUUGAGUAUUCUUGCCUCCAUUUUAUGGGUGGCAUCCUCCAUAUCUAUUGCGAAAGGGGAGGACCUAAGCAAGGAAUGCGAUGAAGCGAAUCCGGAGAAUUUGUCUAGGCUUGCUUCUGAGUGCUUGGUGUCGGGUGAUUACCUCGCUGCUAAGCCAUAUUCCAUCGAAGCAUUACUGCUUCAAGGGUUUACGGAACUCCAGAGAACCAAAGACUUCUCUCCCAGCCGCGUAUGGGCGAAAUUUGGAAUGAUGGUCCGCCUAGCGCAACGGAUGGGCUACCACCGCGAUCCUAAAUACCUGCCUAACGUCACACCAUUUGAAGGCGAAUUGCGCCGUCGAGCAUGGUUCUUCAUUGAGGUCUUCGACGUGCUGUUCUCAUUUCAGCUCGGGAUGCCACCUGCCAUUCGGGAAGACGAGUGUGAUACUGAAUCUCCAGGAAACCUGUACGAUCUCGACUUCGACGAGAACACCAUGGUACUGCCUCCUCCACGUCCAGCAACGGAAGCAACCUCAACCCUGUACCUUUGCUACAAGUCAAAGCUGUGCCGAAUGCUCCGGCGCGUGAUUCGAUUUGCUUUGUCCAUCCACCCACCAUCAUAUGAAGAAGUUCUCAGGCUACAUGACGAUAUCGAGCGUUAUCACGAUGCGGUCCCACCGCCGUUGAAGAUCCGCCCCAUCAAGUCAUACAGCUUCGCCGAUCAGUCACAUGAUAUCGUGCAUCGUUUGAUGCUGGAGAUGAUGUAUCUGAAAAGUUUAUGCGUUCUCCAUCGAAAGUAUCUGAGCACCGGCAAAGGUGACCCACGAUACGAUCUCUCAAGAAAGGCGUCUGUGAGCUCAGCCAUCCAGAUCCUCGACCUUCAUGCGGAAUAUGAGGCUGAGUGCCGCCCUGGUGGUCGGCUCUAUGAAGACAAGUACAUGCUCUCCACGUUAUCGAUGCAUGACUUUCUGAUUGCCUCGAUGAUUUUGUGCCUCGACAUGACCGAGAAUGCCCCGGUUAGUCAGGAGGAUCGGUCACGAAAGCUGCGAGCUCUGGGAUCAUCAUACAAGAUAUGGUCCGAGAGGAAAGAUACUUCGAAGGAUGCGGCUCAUGCAGCUAGGGUAGUCGGCGCUAUUCUGCGGAAGGUCUCCGCGCAGGAAACUCCGGCCAGAGUUCCAAUCCCACCACCGCCUCCUCAACCGGAAGUCAGAGAUGGCUCGCUGGCCAGUCUCUUGAACAACGACAACCAAUUGCCUCCCAUGGUCAGCAUGCCAGUAAUGGAUCAGUCGCAGCUAGCCAGCGCAAUGGACUUCUCCUUGGACUUUAUGGACCCCGCACCUUUGGACAAUGUGCUGAACGACAUUGGUCAAUAUGACUGGGUAAGAUACGCCCCCCUAGGUGGCUGCGAUGCACCCUUCUAA